AUGGACCUCAGAGAACUCUCUAUGGUGGCCUCGGCUCAGCAAGCAGCAAAUGUUUCGGACACUCAAAAAGCUCACUAUUCCCCGCCGUGGGCCGACAUGAGUAUCAUUGGUAUUGCUGGCUCUUCUGGUUCAGGUAAAACAAGUCUGGCCGUGGAAAUCAUUCAGUCCCUGAACUUGCCUUGGGUCAUUAUUCUGUCCAUUGAUUCAUUCUACAAGUCCUUAACGCCGGAACAAAAUGCCCGGGCCCAUCGGAACGAAUACGACCUCGACUCCCCCGAGUCUAUAGAUUUCGACCUUCUCGUUGAGAAAUUGAUGGAUCUGAAGCAAGGAAAGAGAACCGACAUCCCGGUUUAUUCAUUUCAGCAGCACCAGAGACUGGACAAGACCAUCUCGAUCUAUUCUCCGCAUGUCGUUAUUCUUGAAGGCAUCUUGGCCUUGAAUGACCCAAGGGUGUUCAACUUGCUGGACUUGAAGAUCUAUGUUGAAGCGGAUGCAGAUGUCUGUUUGUCCAGACGAAUUGUUCGUGAUGUCAGAGAACGAGGUCGUACCAUUGAGGGUACUAUCAAGCAAUGGUUCAGCUACGUCAAGCCGGUCUUCCAACGCUACGUUGAGCCACAGAGGGAAAUUGCCGAUCUCAUUGUCCCUCGUGGCAUGCAGAACAAGAUGGCCAUUCAAAUGAUCGUCAAUCAAACGCGACAGAUGUUGAAGGAGAAGUCUAUCAGGCACAAUGCCGAAUUGGAAAAGUUAGGCAAACAGGUCGAAGACUACACUCUCUCAGAGAACGCCAUUAUUCUUGCCGGCAAGCCACAGAUUAUCGGAGUCUCGACAAUCCUCAGAAAUCCCGUGACUUCUCAGGUGGACUUCAUCUUCUAUUUUGAUAGAUUGACAGCUCUUCUGAUCGAAAAAGCUCUGGACUGUCACCACUACGUUUCUGCUGAUGUUACAACACCUCACGGGUACAAAUAUUCUGGCCUCAAAUCUGCCGGGAAAGUUUCGGCCGUGGUUAUCCUCCGAGGUGGAAGUUGUAUGGAGACUGGUCUUAAAAGAACCAUUCCAGAUUGUUUGACCGGUCGAUUACUUAUCCAAUCCAACCUUCGCACAGGAGAGCCGGAGUUGCACUAUUUGAAGUUGUUCCCCGAUCUGGCAGAACAUGAAACAGUGAUGCUUCUUGACCCACAGAUGUCUAGUGGUGGAGCUGCUCUCAUGGCCGUCAAGGUUCUGGUGGAUCAUGGAGUCUCGGAAGAAAGAAUUGUCUUUGUUACCUGUCUCGCAGGCGGACGAGGAAUGAAGAGGUUGAUGACCGUAUUUCCCAAGAUCAAAGUGGUGGCUGCCAAUAUUGUCGAUGAUUAUGAGAAGAGAUGGGUGGAAGAAAGAUACCUUGGUUGUUAG
Molecule: messenger RNA, 1389 nt
Organism: Rhinocladiella mackenziei CBS 650.93
Lineage: Eukaryota; Fungi; Ascomycota; Eurotiomycetes; Chaetothyriales; Herpotrichiellaceae
Product: uridine kinase
Exons: 1
Coding region: 1-1389 (462 amino acids)
Cellular component (GO): cytoplasm
Molecular function (GO): kinase activity; ATP binding; ATP hydrolysis activity
Source: RefSeq, a predicted model, not a curated record